GACAUCAACAUAGCAGUAGCAGCUUAUAGCAUCCAGCGUCGUGUCCUGGAAACGCUUCAUCGCAGACUCUUGGCCGAGCUUAGACAAGCUCAUGACACCGAACUCGAUAAUUUCAAACAGAAUCUCAAAGAAGACCUCCGUCUCCAAGCAGCCAUAUCACACACUACACGCAGCUUGUCCAGCAAAACUUCAUCAAGUAAUAGCACUGAGGAGUCUGCCACAUCAGAAGAACAAAGACUCCCCACCAGCGGACGCAUCCGCCGGAGAAUGGAGGUUACGAAGGUCCAGCUGCUCCAAGCCAAAGAGAGAAGAGCAGCAGGAAAGCAUCGCAAGGAUGAAAUUCAUGGACUGAAAAAGGAGUACGGAGACGUGGUCAUCCCGGAGAAAAAUGGGGGUAUCACAGAAGCCGACUGUCUCAGAGAGAUCAACACGAUUCUGUUUGACUGGGGUCUCACGAAUGUCAAGUUUGAGGGUGCAACUCACCGAUGGGAAGACGACUUGGAGAUCAUGGUCUCAUAUCACGUUCAGCGCGAACAAGAGGAGAGGAAACGGCGU
This is a messenger RNA of Colletotrichum acutatum, 555 nucleotides long. RefSeq lists its product as uncharacterized. NCBI's taxonomy places the organism in Eukaryota, Fungi, Ascomycota, Sordariomycetes, Glomerellales, Glomerellaceae. The record is from RefSeq and is a predicted model, not a curated record. The transcript has a single exon. The annotation marks the transcript as partial.